AUGGAUUUUAGAUGGAUUUUGAUUAUCGCCCUGCUUAGCGUCAGAGAUACAUUUUGUGAAACUUUUGCCAGUGUACCAUCGGCGUCUAUAGCUCCAUCGGAGGUGGAUUGUCAACCAUACGUAGAGAAAGCCAUCAAAGAAUUAGUUACUCCAGAACCUAUUGGAAGUACAGAACGCGACCACAACAUUCAGAAUGAAAGCCCCACAAGUGGAAGCACUCCAAAUGAUGAUGUUACAGGCUCGAGUUCUCAAGAUGGCAAUUCUCCGGAUGAUAGCAGAUCGAGUACACCACCCCAACCGGAAAAGUUCGAAAAAGAAGAAGAAGCAACCAGAGACGAAGUAAAUUUAAAUGAAGGUUUUAAUGAAAGAAAUGAAAUAAAAAAUAAUGUUAAUGAAGUAAAUGAUGCAGAAGAAAUCCGUCCACUUGAUAUAACUGAAAAAAAUCAAACCUAUAAUACUGCAGAAGAAGAUAGUGAAAUUGAAAUCGUUAGUGAAGAAGAAGAAAAUCCUGAAAAUAAUAGUGUAAGUGCAAUAGAAAAUGAAGUUACAGAACCUGAAAAAGAAUCUGUACCUAUUAUUUUAGACAAAGAUGUUGUUAACAAUAAUGUUGAAAUUAUAAUUGAUGUUGAAGAUAUAAAAAAUAAAAAUGCUGAUAAAAUAGUAGAACCUAUUGCAAAUAAGAUACAAGUAGAAGAAAAAAUAGAAGCUACUAAUGUUAACAAAAAUAUGGAAACCCCUAAACAAUCAUUUAAAGGAACAAAAAAAAGGAACCCAAAAUAUUGGAAGUUUGAUCCAGACGAUGAACCUGAAAAUUCUGUUCCAAUUGUAAAACCAAAACCAAAAAGAAAUUUAAAAUACUGGAAAAUUGAUCCCGAUGAAUUUCCACUUGAACAAGCGCCCAAACCAGCUGAGACUCCAAAAUUACGUAAUCCUAAAUAUUGGAAAUUAGAUCCAGAAGAAGAAAAAUUGUACAAGCUAGCGGAAGCUAAAAAGACUGAAGAUAUAAUAAAAUCAGUUCCUCAGAAAGGUAAAAGAAAUCCUAAGUACUGGAAGUUUGAUCCAGACGAAGAGGAAAUAGGAGUAGACAACAAAAAACCUUCGACAAUUGAUGAUACGUUAAAACAAAGUUCAAAUCAAAUGUUUAAAGGAACAAAAAAACGGAAUCCAAAAUAUUGGAAAUUUGAUCCAGAUGAAUAUGAAGAAGAAAUAAAAAAAGAGCCAGUAGCUAAACCUAAGCGAAACCCUAAGUACUGGAAAUUCGAUCCCGACAACGAACUCGAAGAACAUAAAAAAACGGUUGAAGAAAAUAAAAUAGAAAAAGAUACUCAUAAAAAAAAUAAAUAUUGGAAAAUGGACGAACCGACUGAGGAGAUAAAAAUAUUAGGAGAUAAAGAAGAAGACAAAACAAAACAGAACAAGUAUUGGGAAACUAAUGAAUCAAAUAAGGAUACAAAACAAAUUGAUAAAAAAGAAGAAGACAAAUCAAAACAGAACAAGUAUUGGAAAACAAAUGAACAAAAUGAGGAUACAAAAACGAUAGAUCAAAAAGACGAAGAAAAACCAAAAAAGAAUAAAUAUUGGAAAACAGAAGAAGUUGAAAAUAAUAUACCAAAUGAAGUAAUAAAACAAGAAGAACCAAUCGCGAAAAAAAAUAAAUAUUGGAAAACAGAAGAAACGGAAAAACAAAAUGAAGUGAAAGAUGAAGAUACAACAUCUAAAAAAAAUAAAUACUGGAAAACAGGAGAAAAACCCGUAGACGCAGUAAAAGAAAAAUUAAUAGAAACUCAAAGAAGUAUGUAUUGGAAACUAGACGAAGAAAAAAAAUCAUCAAAAUGGGAAAAACAAACUAUAAACGAAAAUAUCAAAACUACUGAAGAUGAAGUAACAGUUGAAGAAUACCUGCCAGAAGAUUUGACAAUGGACGAAGUGGUACCAAAGAAUCUACGAAAUAAAAGUCAUAUAAAACAAACAUUAAAAAUAGGUGAAAAUACUGCACAGCAUGAUAGUUUUCUAUCAAAAGUGGUCGAUUCGACAUUAAAAGAACUAAAAAAAGUAUAUGAAGUGGCAAUUAAACCUUUGGAAAUGACUUUCAAGUACAGAGAUCUGAGUAACAGACAUUUCGGAGAGCCAGAAAUAUUCUCUAAACCACUCAUUCUGUUUAUGGGACCUUGGAGUGGUGGUAAAUCUUCAAUAGUUAAUUAUCUUUUAGACAUUGAACAUUCUCAAUUUGCAUUAAGAACUGGAGCGGAGCCAUCUCCAGCGUAUUUCAACAUUAUGAUGUAUAAUAACCGCGAAGCGAUUCUAGACGGAACGCAAUUAGCAGCCGACUGGACGUUUUCGGGUCUUCAGAAAUUCGGACAGGGUCUGUUGGACAAACUCCGUGGACUCAAGUUACCCCAUCCUUUGUUAGAGAAGGUAAACAUCGUAGAGAUUCCCGGAAUAUUAGAAAUGCGUAAGCACGUGGACCGUGUGUUCCCGUUCAACGAUGUGUGUCAGUGGUUCAUCGACAGGGCUGACAUGAUAUUCUUAGUGUACGACCCGGCGAAAUUGGACGUAGGCCCCGAAACCGAAGCAAUAUUGGACCAACUUAAAGGCAGAGAAUAUCAGACAAGGAUAUUGUUGAAUAAGGCUGACAAAAUUCGAGCCGAAGAACUUAUGCGCAUACAGGGGACGCUCAUAUGGAACAUAAGUCCGCUCAUGUCCAGUGCAGAGCCUCCGGUCAUUUAUUCGGUGUCAUUGUGGUCAAACCCGUAUGAAAUCGGGUCUCCAGCCAGGCUUCUACAUUCUCAAGAACUAUCAUUCUUGAAAGACAUCCGUUCGGCAAUCGAUAGGCGCGUUGAAAGCAAGAUAGCCAGUGCUCGGCGAUUCGCGGUGAGGGUGCGAAACCACGCCAAGAUGGUCGACUGUUAUCUGACCACGUACUACAACCACAAGUCUUUCUUCGCAAACCGGAAGACCGUCAGCGACGACAUCAUAGAGAACCCACAGAACUAUCACAUCUACGAGGGCCUGAGCACGCUGACCAACAUAUCUAGAUACGACCUGCCCGAUCCGGACGUUUACCGAGACUUCUUCCGGCUGAACCCCGUGUACGAGUUCAAGCGGCUGUCCGACACAUGCACGUACUUCCGGGGUUGUCCGAUCAACAAGUUGGACAUGGCCAUUGCCUACGAUCUGCCCGACCUGAUCGGCCAAUACAAAAGACAAGAGGAGCAACUGGUGACGGAGGUGCCGUGA
This is a messenger RNA of Macrosiphum euphorbiae (potato aphid), 3237 nucleotides long. NCBI's taxonomy places the organism in Eukaryota, Metazoa, Arthropoda, Insecta, Hemiptera, Aphididae. The record is from the annotation of a GenBank genome assembly.